Messenger RNA from Procambarus clarkii (red swamp crayfish), 3438 nucleotides. The record is from RefSeq and is a predicted model, not a curated record. Lineage: Eukaryota; Metazoa; Arthropoda; Malacostraca; Decapoda; Cambaridae.
AUGCCACUAGACGCUAGUGACGACGACACUGUCAAGCGUGAGGAGUACACACUGCAACUGAAGGAGUUGGUUACGCAAAGAAACCCGAUGAAGAAGAGAGAUUGUAGACGUGGAGACUGCACUAAAAUGAGGAACUUUCUGUGUGGAAUCCAGUGGGAGAGAGAAAUGGAAAGGAAGACAUCACGUGGAAUGAUGGACUUCUUUGCUAGUAAAUGUGCCGAUGCCAUGGAGCAGUUGGUACCCCUCAAGAUUCACACAACUACGAGAAUAGUUUGUCAGAAACGUGAGAGGCGGCGUGUCGUGAACACCUUGCUGCUCGGUGGCCCGGGGGUGCAUCCCUCAAGGCGAGACAAAGGAGGAGGACUCGCCUUCUUCGAGGGUUCCGUCGACAGCCUUCUUUCCAUCGACAGCCUUCUUCGAGGGUUCCGUCGACAGCCUUCUUUCCAUCGACAGUCUUCUUCGAGGACUCCGUCGACAGCCUUCUUCGAGGACUCCGUCGACAGCCUUCUUCGUGGGUUCCGUAGACAGCCUUCUUUGAGGGUUCCGUCGAGUCUUCUUCGAGGGUUCCGUCGACAGCCUUCUUCGAGGGUUCCGUCGACAGCCUUCUUCGCGGGUUCCGUCGACAGCCUUCUUCGCGGGUUCCGUCGACAGCCUUCUUCGCGGGUUCCGACAGCCUUCUUCGCGGGUUCCGACAGCCUUCUUCGAGGGUUCCGUCGACAGCAUUCUUCGUGGGUUCCGUCGACAGCCUUCUUCGUGGGUUCCGUCGACAGCCUUCUUCGUGGGUUUCGUCGACAGCCUUCUUCGAGGGUUCCGUCAGCCUUCUUCGAGGGUUCCGUCAGCCUUCUUCGAGGGUUCCGACAGCCUUCUUCGAGGGUUCCGACAGAAGUCUUCGAGGGUUCCGACAGCCUUCUUCGCGAGUUCCAUCGACAGUCUUCUUCGUGGGUUCCGUCGACAGCCUUCUUCGCGGGUUCCGACAGCCUUCUUCGCGGGUUCCGUCGACAGCCUUCUUCGCGGGUUCCGACAGCCUUCUUCGUGGGUUCCGUCGACAGCCUUCUUCGCGGGUUCCGACAGCCUUCUUCGCGGGUUCCGUCGACAGCCUUCUUCGCGGGUUCCGACAGCCUUCUUCGUGGGUUCCGUCAACAGCCUUCUUCGUGGGUUCCGACAGCCUUCUUCGCGGGUUCCGUCAACAGCCUUCUUCGUGAGUUCCGACAGCCUUCUUCGCGGGUUCCGUCAACAGCCUUCUUCGUGGGUUCCGACAGCCUUCUUCGCGGGUUCCGUCAACAGCCUUCUUCGUGGGUUCCGACAGCCUUCUUCGUGGGUUCCGUCAACAGCCUUCUUCGUGGGUUCCGACAGCCUUCUUCGUGGGUUCCGACAGCCUUCUUCGCGGGUUCCGUCAACAGCCUUCUUCGUGGGUUCCGACAGCCUUCUUCGCGGGUUCCGUCGACAGCCUUCUUCGCGGGUUCCGACAGCCUUCUUCGCGGGUUCCGUCAACAGCCUUCUUCGUGGGUUCCGUCAACAACCUUCUUCGCGGGUUCCGUCAACAGCCUUCUUCGUGGGUUCCGUCAACAGCCUUCUUCGUGGGUUCCGUCAACAGCCUUCUUCGCGGGUUCCGUCAACAGCCUUCUUCGCGGGUUCCGUCAACAGCCUUCUUCGUGGGUUCCGUCAACAACCUUCUUCGCGGGUUCCGUCAACAGCCUUCUUCGUGGGUUCCGUCAACAGCCUUCUUCGUGGGUUCCGUCAACAGCCUUCUUCGCGGGUUCCGUCAACAGCCUUCUUCGUGGGUUCCGUCAACAGCCUUCUUCGUGGGUUCCGUCAACAGCCUUCUUCGUGGGUUCCGACAGCCUUCUUCGCGGGUUCCGUCAACAGCCUUCUUCGUGGGUUCCGACAGCCUUCUUCGCGGGUUCCGUCAACAACCUUCUUCGCGGGUUCCGACAGCCUUCUUCGCGGGUUCCGUCAACAGCCUUCUUCGAGGGUUCCGUCGACAGCCUUCUUCGCGGGUUCCGACAGCCUUCUUCGCGGGUUCCGACAGCCUUCUUCGUGGGUUCCGACAGCCUUCUUCGUGGGUUGACGGAACCCCUUCCAGUUUCAAAUUCACCAUCACACGCCUCCAGACUCACCAUCACACGCCCCCCAGACUCACCAUCACACGCCCGCAGACUCACCAUCACACGCCUCCAGACUCACCAUCACACGCCCCCCAGACUCACCAUCACACGCCCGCAGACUCACCAUCACACGUCCCCAGACUCACCAUCACACGCCCCCCAGACUCACCAUCACACGCCCCCCAGACUCACCAUCACACGCCCCCCAGACUCACCAUCACACGCCCCCCAGACUCACCAUCACACGCCCCCAGACUCACCAUCACACGCCCCCCAGACUCACCAUCACACGCCCCCCAGACUCACCAUCACACGCCCCCCAGACUCACCAUCACAUGCCCCCCAGACUCACCAUCACACGCCCGCACUCACCAUCACACGCCCCCCAGACUCACCAUCACACGCCCCCCAGACUCACCAUCACACGCCCCCAGACUCACCAUCACACGCCCCCCAGACUCACCAUCACACGCCCCCAGACUCACCAUCACAGGCGACAAGACUCACCAUCACACGCGACAAGACUCACCAUCACACGCCCCCAGACUCACCAUCACACGCCCCCAGACUCACCAUCACACGCGACAAGACUCACCAUCACACGCGACAAGACUCACCAUCACACGCGACAAGACUCACCAUCACACGCGACAAGACUCACCAUCACACGCGACAAGACUCACCAUCACACGCGACAAGACUCACCAUCACACGCGACAAGACUCACCAUCACACGCGACAAGACUCACCAUCACACGCGACAAGACUCACCAUCACACGCGACAAGACUCACCAUCACACGCGACAAGACUCACCAUCACACGCCCCCAGUCUCACCAUCACACGCGACAAGACUCACCAUCACACGCGACAAGACUCACCAUCACACGCGACAAGACUCACCAUCACACGCGACAAGACUCACCAUCACACGCGACAAGACUCACCAUCACACGCGACAAGACUCACCAUCACACGCCCCCAGACUCACCAUCACACGCCCCCAGACUCACCAUCACACGCCCCCCAGACUGACCUUCACACGCCUCCAGACUCACCAUCACACGCGACAAGACUCACCAUCACACGCGACAAGACUCACCAUCACACGCGACAAGACUCACCAUCACACGCCCCCAGACUCACCAUCACACGCGACAAGACUCACCAUCACACGCCCCCAGACUCGCCAUCACACGCCCCCAGACUCACCAUCACACGCCCCCAGACUAACCAUCACACGCCCCCAGACUCACCAUCAGGUGGCUCUGACGUAAACAAUAACACAUUCAGGUCCUCCAGAAUAACAACAAUGACAAACAAUAUAACCUGA